AUGGCGGACGGAGACAGAGAAUGGGAAAUCCAUCUCCGAUCGUUAUCCUCCGCCGCCAGAGACGCCCCCGACCCCGCCUCCGACUCCUCCCUCCUCAACUCCGUCACGCGCCUCCACGACCUCUGCAGAGAUGGCGAGAAAUCAGUAGACGAAUUGGUGGCUAGGGUUUACCCUCACCUCAACAAGAUAUUCCAGCGCUGCGCCUCCUCGAUCUCCCAAUCCCAAACCUCAAACGGCCUUCUCUUGCUCACUAUCCUCCAAUUCUUCCUCGAUUUCGGUGAUUCAGUCCUGCACGACGCCGAGCCCAGCCUACGGACGUUUUUCCGAUCGUGUCUGAGCCGCGAGUUUUCUGAUCCCGCCGUCGCCGAGGCGACUCUCCAGUUCCUCAGCUCGAACAGGCCAAAACUCGUAAGAUCCUUCCCCGCACUCCUCCCACAAUUUUUCCCCCUUCUGCUGAAACUGAUCGCUUGGAACGGUGAAAAGUUAGAACAAUCAUUCCUCGAAGUCUUCCCCGGAUUAAUAUCUCCAGGAUCGUUUAUUCCCCUCUUCUCGUCCGUAGUAGAUUUACCUAUAUUGGUUGUGGCGUUGGAGAAAGUUGAGAAAACCUCAGGGCCGCUGGUGGGGACCAGCAUAGCCUCGAUUCAGAAGAGCGCUGCUCCCGAGAUGCUGCUGGCGCUCAUGGACGAGGCCUACACGGGCUCCACCAUAGGUGACGGUGGUGCCGACUCAGAAUCCGAGGACAGCACGCCCAUGGCCGUGCCAGACUCCCUCUUUCUCGAUCUCCUCAAGGACGAAAAUGAUGGCCUUGCCGAGCGCCACUGGACCUCCCCAUCAAUGGCGGCAGCUUUACAAGCACUGGUCAAAUCAUCCCCUCUCUCCGCCAGGCUCAAGGAGGCCCUCCGCAUAGCCCCACGAAUUCUCGAUUCCUAUUUCGCCCUCUCGGCUCGUGAUGCGCGCGCGAACGAUUCUCUAGUAUGUGCUCUGAUACCUCUGAUCAUGACCAGAUACUCUACGUUGUUCCCGGAAAAAAUAUUCUGUUAUAAUGUUGAGAAAAGGCUGUUGGAGUUGGUGCUCUCGGCCUUCCGCCGCUCGCCUCAUUUCAUCGCGAUCCUCAAAAAGCCGAUCACUGACCGGCUUGGGGAGGCCUACGAUGGGCCCGCUGAGGCCGAGCUAGCAAUGCAGCUGUGCUGGGCUGUAGGGGAGUACGGAGGGGGAGGCAGGCCUUUCAAAGAGGCGGCUCGUGAGCUCUUCGAGAGUUUGGAACUAAUUUUAUACGAGAAUCUCGCUACUAGUCGAAUCGGGCUAGGCGAGGUGGGGAGUCCUCCCGAGUUCAGAAAAUCCUUCCAGUCGAGGAUUUUGUGUUUUGUGGUGACAGCCAUAGCCAAACUGGCUACGUGCCACCAAGAGCUGCUGCCAAGGGCCCGUGUCUCGUUGGCAAAGGUGGCCCGUUCGAGAAUUUCGGAUGCUAGGGUUUGGGGACGCGCGCGGGAUUAUUUGGGGUUGAUGAGUGAGCCCGCGAUUUGUUUGUCUGUAUUGGGUCCUUCAGGUGAGGCCACGCAGAACCCAGGGACGGUUAGCUGGGAUGAAGGAGGUAGAAAGAUGAUUGCUCAUGUUCCGUUCUAUGUCCUAGGCGGACAGGAAGGUGCCCCAAAUCAUGAUUUUUCGUUUGCAGAUAUUCUUCCUAGUAGCCUGUUUCGGCAAGUUACUUUGGAAGUUUGGACCGUGCGUAGAGUGUAUGUUCUUCGGAUGAAUAUGAUAUAUCAAGAUGAGCUUACAUUCAUGAAGGGACAGUGCAUUUUACAGACGCCGACCUCAGAUAUUGCUCUGGAUAUCCGGAGUUUUUCUGAACACAGGCUUUUAUCUGAGUUUAAAACAGCGAGCAACUUGGUUAUGGAGUUUAAAGGAACAAGCUUUGUGCUUACUUUGGAUUCAGAACUUCCAACCGAGUAUUUUUUAACGUUUUAGCCGUAGGUCUCUCUUUUUGUGGAGUCAGAUAUAAAGAAUGAAUAGAUGAUUGCUUUCGUUAUAUGAUUUCUUUCUUUUGAGUGAGUGCUGGGAAAAAAUAAUGAGAAUGACUAGGGGUUUCAAAGAAAAGUUGUAUGUGUUUGUUACUUAUGACAUUGGUUAGUAGUUGCUAAUUCAGACACUACAAAAAUUCAAACCCGACUCUCUUUUAUCUCUACCUUUGUCGACCUUCAUACCACAAACUCAUCAGCCACUAGCCAUCGUUAAGUUUCUUAAGUAGCUGAGAAUUUUCAGCCAACCGCACGACGGCACGAGCUAAGGUGCUGAAGCUCCUAAAACGCCGAGGAGUCCCUGUUAACUCUGCACUCGGUCACUAAUCGACUUUAGUUCAUUCUCGAUCCUAUUACUAUAUAUAAUCAUUGUAUUCUAGCAUGUCUAAAAAUAGAAUAAAACCUAAUAAAAUAUGAUGAUUCAUUGUAUGCUAUUACAUUUUCAGUCUCACUAAUCAAUCCACCAAUCAACAAGUACAUUAUUCAAUCAUUUUCACGUUUUUCCUUUUUC
Molecule: messenger RNA, 2526 nt
Organism: Striga asiatica
Lineage: Eukaryota; Viridiplantae; Streptophyta; Magnoliopsida; Lamiales; Orobanchaceae
Source: the annotation of a GenBank genome assembly